This is a messenger RNA of Lytechinus pictus (painted urchin), 5174 nucleotides long. Its product is annotated as C2 domain-containing protein 3-like. The coding region runs from base 105 to 2456 and encodes 783 amino acids. Gene Ontology annotation, biological process: cilium assembly; centriole elongation. The record is from RefSeq and is a predicted model, not a curated record. Lineage: Eukaryota; Metazoa; Echinodermata; Echinoidea; Temnopleuroida; Toxopneustidae. The transcript has 15 exons. Gene Ontology annotation, cellular component: centriole; centriolar satellite.
GCGUACGUACGUGAUAAUUUUUUUUUUUUUGGAUGUCAAAAAUGUCCGGUUUGGGGCUUCGUAUGAAAUUGUCAGCAAGUGUUAAAAAUAAGAAAUAAUGCGCAAUGCCAAGACCAAGUACGAAAAAGAAAGGAAAAGCUGCUAGGUCGACAAAGAGAUCUAAAAAGAGAGGUCCUAAGGAAGAUGUGAAAUCAUCAACCAGUCUCCCUCCUGCAGUGGAAGGUCCGCUCCGAUGUUUCCUUAGGGUAGCCAUCACCAAGGUAACAUGGACCACGCCCAAGCUUCCUGAAUCUACCCAUGUCAGGUUGAGAUGGUGGGGAGAAACAGCCAGUGGAACAACUUUCAGGCCUGUAGAUGGCAAGAACCAAGGGAAAGCUGAGAGUCAGACUGUUGCUCGAUUUCCAAUAAGAUGUGGACCAAAGCAAUUUACAGCUUAUCUCAGUGAUAUGGGUAGUGUUAGUGUAGAUGUCCUUCGAGGUUCUUCUAUGGUUGUUGCAGGUAGAGCUCAGGUCAAUGAGAUCAGUGUCAUGUCACCACAAAAACCAAUCAGUGGGACAUAUCCAGUAUUUUCAGUGAAAGAUUCCCAGAAAAUCGCAGAGGUACAGAUUGCUAUGAUGUUUGAACCUCUUAUAACAUCUUAUGAUAGUUCCAGUUCGCUCCCAACAACCGAUGCUAGUAUGAUGGCGCCCUCUAGGCCUACCGAUCAGGACAGUGUCCGAUCUAAGACGUCUCAUCGUUCCACCUCAUCCCAUGCCUCCUCUAGAUCAGGUAUGAAGAAGAAGAUAUUCCCUGGUUCAAGCUCCACAGAAGGACCAUUCACAUCAGGCAAUUCUAAGGUUCACUCUGAUGCAGCAUCAAGGGAUCUUGAGUCUGAUUACAGCACUGGCAUUGGUCAUUUAUCAAAACCAUUAUCUCAGAGUAGUCACAUGAUGCAAUUGGAUGCCAAACAAGACCUAUCUAGGAAGCCACUAUCAACCUUACCAAUCACAAACAACGCUAGAUCACUACCCACUCAUCAAAUAGGCAACACUGUCCCAGACAGAUUGAAUCCAGAUCUCAUAUCAGCCUUGCUUGAUAGAGGCAAGAAGCUGAGAGAUGCUAUGAUCAAAGAAGAGUUAGGUCACCACUCUACAAGAAGGCAACCGUCUGUAGGCCAGAGGACACAGGAUGUUGACAGGAGCGGAGUUGCUGAGGGGCAGAGGAAAUAUAGAAGGAGAGGUUCAACUGGUGAAUUCUUUCGUGAGCUCCUUCAAGGAGAGCAAGAUGAAGUUCCUGUCAGGGAUGGUGAUCCUAUUGUUGCCCUUGGAAACCUAGUGGAUGAAGAAGAUGCAGAUACAGAGAACAGAGCAGUAGAACUUCUUGUGGGAGAUGUGCUAAAUGUUAAGGAUCUUAAAAACCUAAAAGCUUUACAUUCAGGGAGUGUAUCAUCUCACAGUGAUGAUGUCUAUAGUGAGGAGGAGGAUCCUCUCCAUGACAACAGCAUCCUGGAAGAACUCUUCUACAAAGGAGCGGCAAGCAGUAGUAAUGAGAGUCUGGCUGAUCUACUAGACUCAGAUUCAAGUGAUGAUAAUGAGCCUCAUAAGGCAAAGAGGACCAAACAAGGGAAGACCAAUGAUACUGCAUCACCAAGACUGCCACAUGAAGAUGCCAGCAGUAAUGGUUACUUAGACCCUAAUACAGCAGAUGAUAAUAACUCAAGGAGAUCAAGAAUUGAGAUGGAGGAUGAGGAGGAGAGAGGUGAUACCAGCCAAUCAUUGAGUGAAUCAAGAACAUCAGGGUCCCUAUCCCUUGCUUCGUCUCGUGAUGCUUAUCAUCAUAGAGGUCAUAGUGAGACUGACCCUGCAACUGGUCUGAGUGUAGAGAGACUGACACUUCUUGGACGUGUCCAUGUUGCUAGGGUAACCCUUGAUAAGCUUACUCUCCGAUCAGAACCAACUAGCCGAAUCCCUGUUCGGACAGGGAAGGGAGGAUCUACAGGGAUCAAGGGCAAACCUCCAAGACCAUUAACACAGAAAAAGAUAACUUAUUUUGUGGAGUACCAGUUCCCAGUCAGUGAGGCAUCAAAUGGUAGGAAUGGAACAGCAACCGGCGCCAUGGCAACAGAACUGAUGCGAGUGGUCUCUAAGAAAUUAUCUGGCAAGGAAGUAAUCUUUGGACAUCGGUCAGUGUUUCCUGUCCAGUUUGAUGGUCAAGCAGUUGACCGAUGGUGGAAGCAACUCCUUGUCUUCAAGGUCUACUCCAAGGUUGCAGGUGAUAAACAUCCAACAAUAUUGGGAGUAGCCAGUAUCCCUCUGAGGUCACUCAUUCAAAGUCCAGACCUAGUGACCAUCUCAGAUCUACCGGUCAAGGAUAAGACCUCUCCAUCUAGGACCAGUGACCAGGAUACCAGUCCAAAAGGAAACAUGAUUGGUGUUAUUUCAGUAAGUGAAUAUGCAGAUGAAAUUAAUGUUGUUUGAGAAAUGGGAAUUGUCAUGGAAAAAAAUCUCCAUUAAAGGUAUAGUGUAUGAUUGGUUGAUCUCAGACAAGGGCAAUGAAUCAAUUUUGAAAUUAUUACAUUCAUUAAAUACCUAUAUUAUUGCUCUAUUUUAUCACGGAAAAGAAACUUGCAUAACUUUUAUAUUCUCAUGAUAUUGAGGGGUGAAACAUAUAUUAUAACAAUUAUCGGUUAAUCGAUAUGCCUUGGAACUUUCUUGUUGACGCCCUCUCGGGUUAAAAAAUAAAUUGAUAUUAGAACACCGUUCGAAUCAUGCAUAUUCAUUACGACUCAUGCAUAUUGAUGAAAUACGUCAUGGCGCAUGCGCAGUAUCAAGAAAUCCCCGUAUCAACAAAGUGCAGUACUCUGUGUGUGUAGCUGAGUAGAAAGCAAACAUCGAACGGUGCGUGCAAGCUCAAUGAGCCGAUGCUAGGCGGCUAGCGACAUGCUUGCGCUCUGCAUUAGUUUCAGAUAUAAUCCACUAUUUGCGAUAGCACACACAGGAUAAGAAUACUAUAUUGAGCUAUAUCCAUAAAUGUAUCGUACGCGUGAAAAAGGAUUCAGACACGUUGAUUAUCUGACGUGAAUGACGAAGCAAAGGAUUGCCCAAUACGGCUUACUUUCGGACUCUUAUGUCAUGAAUCUGAAAGUACUCCAAGACUAAAAGAGAUACGAGAAUCCCAGAGAUGGGCAAGGGCCGAGUUCCGAGUUUGAUCUUUAUUCAUGUGGAUUGUAGCUCUUUUAUGCACCUUUCCCUUCAUGUAUAGCUUGGCGUGAUACAUAUACGGGAACUCUGUAUACUGACUCCUUGGCCCUCCCCAAAGGAAAGGGGGAGGGAGGAGAGAGAAGAAAGAAAGAAGUGGAUUGGUGAAAGAGAAUCAGGAGAGCCAUCAUAAAGGGAUAUGGAUACAACAUACCCUAAUUUGAUAUUUUGGUGUUUUUUUAUCUUUCCUGAAUGUUUCAGUCAGUUUCAGAUUAUUUAGAUCCACUCGCAAAGUACAGAGGAGAAAUUGGAAAAAAAAGUUAGACCAAAAAUAUUUAAAACUCUAAACAGACGGCCACCACCAUUCUGUCUACAGCCAAGCAUGAAGGGAAAGGGCGAAGAGAAAAACGAUUACUUUCAGAGCAGGUUCUACGAUAUAAAACAGGGUUUGUUUAAUACGGGGUUAAAUAUAGGCCUAUAGUAAAACAUAACGAAGAUGCAAUCAUAUAGGCCUAUAGUAAAACAUAACGAAUAUGCAACCCCAAUGCGGGGUUAAAUAUAGGCCUAUAGUAAAACAUAACGAAGAUGCAACCCCAAUGCGGGGUUAAAUAUAGGCCUAUAGUAAAACAUAACGAAGAUACAAUCCCAAUGCAACACUUGACUACUCUUCGUUUGUUUAGAUUGAACUCGCGAGGUCAAAAGGUGAGCUGAGAAACCUGUUGAUGCGAAGUACGUACGUGUAGUCUACAUUGUGUAGACCGUGAUAGCAUGAAUGUGACCAACGUACGCAUCAAGUUGCUAAUUUCUGUUAUUUCUGUUGCCGAGGUUUUUACCUGACUGCUAAGAAAGCACGAAUGCCUGUGAGCAAGCAACCAGGGGACCAACGGCUCAAGGUCGAACAAGCAGAGUAAAGGCGUCAUGAGUAAAAAAAUGAGGGGGGCAGACAUGACGUCAGGGACAAGAUUUCUGGGAAAACUCUUAUUUUUGCAUCCACACAAGAAAGCUUGCAUCGAGAUAUGGAAAAAUGAGAAGUUGAGUAUUGCGCGGUGCACGUGCUUCAGAGUUGUGAUUUCCAGGGCCGACCAGCAUGUAGAGUCUUACAACAGAACUUUACAAGGCACGCCGUGGGGCAAAGUGCAACAACGUAUGUGAAAGAAGACUAAGCAAACCUGGAGAAGCAGCAAGGUGCAACAUGUACAAGGGAAUUGUGCAUGUACAUUACGUCUGCUUUGAAAUGUGUACAUGGGUCGCCGAGUUUUUAUGUAGUAUGGGGAGGGGGUGGGGGUAGCCUAUAAUGAUAUAGUAGGGCGCUUUAUACUUUAUACAAUCAUGGACCUAUUAGGUCCAUGCUAUAAUCAAACCAUCAGCACGACCGGUGGAUGGAUGACUGAAAGAAUGGAUGGAUAGGCAUAUAUAAAUGGAUCAUCCAAUUGAUGUAUUUUCCCAAGAAAUGGAUGGUCAAAGAGAAAUGGAUACAAAUGAUGCAGCAAUAGAUAGGGGCACCCCAUGGGAGAUCAACUUGCUACCCCUUCAUAGACAGUAAACAAGUAGAAAGAAUUGAUAAAAAGAUGAAAUUUUAUAGCAACAAAUGAGAGGAAGAAAGGCCUCCGGGAAAGGCCUAUACGCAUACAGAGUGUGCACGAGCAGUUCAACCGUUGAAAAAAUGUGAAUGACUGCGACAUGAGCAGGACAAAGACAUUACUUGCAUCCGGGACUUGCAUCUUGAUUGGCAUAACAUUUUAGACUUAUUUAUCAAUGGAAUUGUAACUCCCAUUUCCCUGCUAUAACUAUAGGAAAAUUGAAUGAUAACUGUUGUUUUAUAGACGUGGAAAUUUAUGCUUCAUAUUAGGACCAAAGAGAUUCUGGCGUACGUGUCAAUAUUUCAAAACUCAUGCGGGAAAAUAAUAUAAUCAUUUUUUAUGAUUGAAAAAAAAGUGCCAAGUUCACACUGUCACGAUUUUUUUUUUGGUGGCGGUGCUGAGGAAAAUUUGACAAAGC